AUGACUACACUCCCAUCUGGGUUCUCCAUUCUUGAAGAAAACGACAACGUGGUGGCACUGAGACAUCUACUGAGAGACGCUGUGGUGAUCAUACCCAAGAGGAGGUCUGAGAUGAUGACAGGACUACGUGGAAGGGUUGAGCUGAUUACCAGUAAGAAAUGUGCUCCGAGUGGCCAUAUAAUGGAAUUAUUCCCGAGAGGCUGCUCUAUGUUUAGAGUAGAAAGGGGUAUAACUGGGGUACCUCCUGUCUUGAUAUAUUGCGACCCCGAUGCAAAUGGCCAAGAAAACAACCUGUCUCUUUCUUCCGGGGAUGUGCCGACGCUGAAUGUUCACAGGACAUCAGACUAUCACAGGGUGAUGCCUAUAGGUUUCACUACGAACAAUCACGUCUUUGAUCAAACUAUAUGCCUGUUACCGGGAUCCAUGGACAUUGCGACACCCCUCGUGAUACGUUUUGCAGGGGCUGUUGCUAUCAUGUAUGCAUUCCAUGAUUUCAUACAGCUAAGUGUGGAACAUUCAGACGUCACCAGCAUCCCCAUACAGAUGUGUUUCAUGUCAACCUUGAGCCUGAGAGAGGCUCAGGCUAUGCUGUUAUCAUACAUGUCACUUAACCCAUGUUUUGUAGCUUCAGACAGCAGUUGCUUCAGGUUCAUGGUUAAAAGUCAUUCGAUGGUAUCAGAACUGAGAAAGAUCGUCUCAUCUAACCCUAGGGUUCACUAUGGCCUAGCCGAGUUAAAGCUCUCAGGUGUAGAGCAUGUAAUGACCGAGGAGCUGGAAGAUGAAAUAUUGCAAAUCCGACAUGGGCUAGCGGAUGAGGAGCGCAAUGAAGAAAAUGACUGUGAGGAAAGUGAUGAAAGUGAUGUGUCACGAUCGUCGGGAACAGAGGAGGACCAAGGCGCAGCGUUGCAGGCAAACAUACUCUUUAUUUAGCGAUAUUACGACAAAAUAAACAAACGAUAACGUGACAGUUCACGGUCUAACACAAACCAACUAGAAACAAGACCCCACAACUAAUGUGGGAAAACAGCCUCUAUAAGUAUGGCUCCCAAUCAGAGACAACCAGCCACAGCUGACACUCGUUGCCUCUGAUUGGGAACCACUCUGGCCAACACAGAAAUAUAAUACAUAGAUCUACACACCCUGGCUCAACAUAACAGUGUCCCCAGAGCCAGGGCGUGACAGUACCCCCCCCUAAAGGCGCGGACUCCGACCGCGUCAACCAAAUACCACAGGGGAGGGACCGGGUGGGCACUCCGCCUAGGCGGCGGAUCCGGCUCCGGGCCUGAUCCCCGCUCCCUCUCCAACCCCCCAAAGUACCCCUGGUCCGGUCUGACCCCGCUGGCCGGAGCUGGACUGCACACUGGUGGAGCGGCUUGCUCUAGCUCCGGCGUGAAGCAUCUGAUCGGUGCCGGACCAGGCACCGGUGGAACAGGCACGGGACGUGCCGGACUGACGACGCACACCACUGGCUUGGUGUGGGGAACAGGCACGGGCCGUGCCGGACUGACGACGCACACCACUGGCUUGGUGUGGGGAGCAGGAGCGGGCCGGACCGGGCUGGCGACACGCCCCAUUGGCUUGGUGCGGGGAGCAGGAGCGGGCCGGACCGGGCUGGCGACGCGCACCAUUGGCUUGGUGCGGGGAGCAGGAAAGGGCCGGACCGGGCUGGCGACGCGCACCAUUGGCUUGGUGCGGGGAGCAGGAAAGGGCCGGACCGGACUGGCGACGCGCACCAUUGACCUGGUGCGGAGAGCAGGAACAGAACAGGCCGGGCUGGCGACGCGCACCAUUGGCCUGGUGCGGGGAACAGGAACAGGACAGGCCGGGCUGGCGACGCGCACCAUUGGCCUGGUGCGGGGAGCAGGAACAGGCCGGGCCGGGCUGGUGACGCGCACCAUAGUCUUGGUGCGGGGAGCAGGAACAGGCCGGGCCGGGCUGGCGACGCGCACCAUAGGCUCGGUGCGGGGAGCAGGAACAGGCCGGGCCGGGCUGACGACACGCACCACAGGCUCGAUGCGAGGAACAGGGACAGGCCGGACCGUACUUGGGACACACACCACUGGCCCUAUGCAGGGAUCAGGAACGGGCCGGACCGGACUGGUAACACACCCCAGUACCUCUCGCCGUGCCUCCACACUUUCCUUCCCCUUUAACACCAGUGGCCCCCGUAACCUGGCGGCCUCCUCUGUCAACCCGCUGGACCGCUCUAUCGCGGCCUCCUGCUGCCCCGACGUCCACGUCGUGAGCCCCCCCCCCUAAAAAAAUUCUGGGUGUCUCUCCUCCCCGUGGACCAGGCCUCCCUAGUUCUCGCCAGACUCUCACCCCACUGCUCCAAAGUCCAACCACUCUGCUCUUCACUUGGCUUGGCCCAGUCGAGACUCUUAAUCCAUUGCUCCAUAGUCCAACCUCUCUGCUCUUCACUUGGCUGGGCCCAGUCGAGACUCCUACUCCACUGAUCCCAGGUCCAUCCUGUCUCCUCUUCACGCUGCUUGGUCCUGUCUUGGUGGGAUCUUCUGUCACGAUCGUCGGGAACAGAGGAGGAUCAAGGCGCAGCGUUGCAGGCAAACAUACUCUUUAUUUAGCGAUAUUACGACAAAAUAAACAAACGAUAACGUGACAGUUCACGGUCUAACACAAACCAACUAGAAACAAGAUCCCACAACUAAUGUGGGAAAACAGCCUCUAUAAGUAUGGCUCCCAAUCAGAGACAACCAGCCACAGCUGACACUCGUUGCCUCUGAUUGGGAACCACUCUGGCCAACACAGAAAUAUAAUACAUAGAUCUACACACCCUGGCUCAACAUAACAGUGUCCCCAGAGCCAGGGCGUGACAUGAUGAAAUUAACUCCAGCAAGGGCGAGGACGAGAGCGAUGACAGUGAUUGGGAGGAUAUAUUGAGGGAGAUGACGAUGACAAAACAAAAUUGGAGAAGAAACCUGUGAGGAUAAAGCAGCUAUGUGGGUGAUGAAGAUUCUGAGGGAUGUAAGUCCCAUUACAAGUCUCAGGAUGUUGUGGAAAAUGAAGAUGAACUCAUAGCAAAUAUAUCCACAGCUAUCCGCGCUGUUCCUACUAGGAUCAGACAUAGAACGGGACAUGUUGUCCUGUUUGGGAGGGGGAUAGGUUCAGAGUCUAGUUUCAAAAGGAUCACUAUUGGUAUAAGGACUCUGGGAAUGGUUAACUUGAAAAUAUUGAGAGCUUGCGGCGUGUUUCACUCCAAGCACGGGUACAGCAGAGCUAUGUUGAAGAUCCCGAACACCAAGGGAGUUAUACCAGAACCACCCUGGUUAGGGAAACCCACAUUGCUUACGGAUGACUUGUGUCUCACCACACCUUUGACAAUAGCCAGCGCUCUUCCUACGCCAUUGCAAGAUUGCAGUGACUGCUUCUUUCAACUGAAUUACACUCCCAAGACAGCAAAGAAAAAAAACGACUCGGUGACCGGUGCUGAGGGUGGUGUAGUUGUAGAGAUGUCAAAGACAGAGCAGGCUAUAUGUAGUGAAAAUGCACAAGGCUACGAGGAACAUAAACUUUACAGACUGUUCAGAACCUGCCGCAGGAAGAUGCAGAGGUGCCUCUUCGUUGUUGCCAUAGACUACCCUGACAUUACAGACCUUGGGUGCAAGGAGCAUAUGUACAAGCGAUCUUGGCUUGAGACACAGAGGAGAAAGCAGACCUCAUUGACAGUUCCCUCAACAAUAGGGGAUGGAGAGCUGUUUCCUUCUAUCGAGAUUGCAAGAGAAAUCGAUUUGGAGGAAAGUGAGGAACAGAUGUUAUCAUACCCAUUGUCAGAAUACUAUCUUAACCUCACAGUGAACACUUCCCCCAAUCAUUACUCAGUGCUACUUGGCCACUGCGCCAGAGUCUCUGUUACAAGGGGUGCUAGACAAACUUUGACGUGAGCGCAUGUCUGACGUGGUUUUACAGAGCGGUACACCCGUGUGUACCAGACAUGAAGGUGGGAGAUAUGAUGCUUGACUAUGAGUUCGUCAUGUACGGCAAGGGUGAACUUUCGCCUGUAUACGCUCUCCUUAGCAACUUAGCUGAAAGCUGCAGGGUCAACUGCUUCCCAAUGGUCAAGUUAAUCACCCUCACUAGACCCAGAGGCUCAUCGGUGUGGACCAGAGGUGCUGACGCAAAGUUUCACUCGCAGAAGCUGAGGACAAACACUAUCGGCGCCUUCUUGUGCGCUCAGGAUCACAGGCUUGCUCCUCUGCUGUCUAGGUGCUGCAACCCGAAUCCUCUACACGCUUCUGAACUCGCGGAGAUGAAGAGGCGCUCCUAUUGAGAGCAUACUCCAUGACACUUGGUUCCGUGUUUGAGUUUCAUACAGUACACAGUUUCCCAAGUAAUGUAAGGACCAGUCUGGGGGAUUGGAAAUUCAUGAGGCUAGCAAAUACAUCAUAUGGUCUCAACCGUUACCCUGGCACUACGGUGGUGGAUGGUUUCGCUAUAGCAUUUGCUUCCAAGUCCCCGCUCUUCUACCUUAAAGGAGAAGGGACCCUUGGUUCAUAAGCUAGAAUCGGUCGCGGUGGUCGUAGAGAGCAGUUCCCUGUAUAGAACCGAUGUGUUGAAGAAAGAAGACCCGGAGUGGCCAUCUCCCGAUCUGAUAGAUGGGAGAGAUCGCAUCAAGUGUAAGAACAAGAUUUCCGUACUCGAUGAUAUGUUCAUGCGAGGUGGAGAAAGGGAUCCCUUGGAUGGGUAUGAGGUGAACGGUAGGUGUUGGAAGAAACUGAUAGGUACCCGGUGGACUUUCAAAAAGGCCCCAAGUGAAGCUUCUGGAGACUGGGAACUACAAUACCCCCUCUGUGAGAGCCUUACAUUGAUAGGCGGUCUGGUUCUAAUAUCCCUACAGCAGAGUGGCACUGUGCUGCCCCGCCCGCAAGUUUCUCUUUGGGAGUAAAGACUUGUGUAGGCAAACUGCAGAGUGAAAGCUUCAACAUGCUUGGACGUGUGGUGAUUGACUCUAGGACAGCUCGAAUCCAAAACCCAGUUGCAUGGAGAGGCUUCGACGCCUUGUGCACCAGGGCUCUAACAUGCCCUACGGAAAGGGUGUGGACUAGAGGCAUUUGUAAGGUGGUGAACAAAGGAAUUUGCAUGUUCAAACACAAUGCUCGGGUGCCAAUCGCUAACCUCAUAGUGAUAGUUGAUGCAGGACAGUGGUAUGCUUCCCCCAGUUACGAUGACAAGACCUACAAUGAUUACACCAAUCGGACCCUGAAGCUCACGUUGACGGUAGUCUGGCUCUGGCUCAGCUGAAGGUAGAAGAGCUGAGAAUGAACCUCAAGUCAACAGCCUCCACUUGCACCAACGACAGGCUUAUUGCCUACAUUUGCAUGGCAAAGAUAGGCCCUGUCUGUAGAUACAACCCAAGGUACACGGUGACAGCUGAGAGAGUAGUGUUAUUCAAGCACCUUAUAGCAUCAGGAUUUCCUAUUGAGACCGCAUGGAGUCUGGUGAAAAACAUAACACAUUCAAAGCCAGUGUCUAUGAUUGCGGUUCCAUUACAACGGGGGAUUGAGCUACAGUUAACAAAAACAAUCCAACCUACCACACACAACAGAAAAAUAGCCUCACUCAUAUGGUUGUUCUCACACAUCACUGCAUAUUGUACGCUUCGACAGCUGAAUCAUGGAUAUGUGCGAAUGGGAGACUCUCCGGAAGAUAUCGCCUGUGACGGCAUGUACAUAUUCGACCAAGAUCAUGUGGGAUUCCGAUUGUCUCGAGGAGAUCAGCUCUCGGUCUCAACCGAUAUCGGGGAGAAAGGAAAAUCACCAUCCGCCUACAUGCCCUUCUCACAAAUUGUGGAAUUGCUUGCACUGCGGGAUAGCGUUCAGGAGAGAAUUUGCUGAAAGAGUAAUCAGAGCAGGACCAGAACAGUCAUAUGACGCACUCAUGCAGUUUGGUAAUGCUCCCAUAACAAGCAUAGUUAACUUACAGUGGAAACGGGAUGCUCUUGACAAACACAGUGCUGAUCGCAAAACACUCUACUGAGAGGUGUGAAAAACUCCUCUGAGUACGUGGCAAAGAGGCAGAAUAAACAGGAAUGUCAUAGUAGGCAGCAGACUAAGUCUAAGCAUAACAGCAAGUGUAAGGCCUCGAUGAAGUGGAAAAGUCCUGUCUGCAUGCAAAAGAAAGCCAAAGCAUCUGACAAAUCCACAGGGCAGAAACAACCUGUUGGAACACCAUUGUAACUGUUGAACAGAUAGAGGACAUACCACCUGUAGUGUUUAUUUGUCAAUAUGUGAAGCUGUAGAUGAAUAAAGCUAUUUUAAACAACAAAAUGUAAUGAGCCACGUGUGUUUUAUGUUGAUUUAUUUCGUUAUCGCUCACAACAGAUAUGUUUACCAAUGACAAUUAAAACAUAAAGGGUAGCUGAACAGUACAUUUCACAGUCACAUAUAGCAUAUCCAUAAAUUUGCUUGCAACAUCACCACCAUGUUACAGUCACACAAGAUUAUAGUGAAUAUAUAACCCAGCACAAGGGCUAUGUUACUGUCGAUACAGCUAUGCCUGUAGUUGACGCCUCACUUUCCCCUCUAGUCUCGCCUCCUCAGUUUCAUAGUGCCCUGUAGAGAAAGGCCUAUUCCGUUUCCCCAUGGGUUGCUUAGUCUUCGUAUUUGUGUGUGGGGUCAAGUCCAUUCCAUCAUCGGUGUGAUUUAUAACCUCACAAUUUUUCAGGUUCAGGUUGCUCCAAGGGGGACUCUGACUGUGUGGCAUAGUGCUGUUGUUGUCAGAGUAGCUAGCAUCCGAGAUGUACUCCUCCAAGGUGACUGUGACUACAACUGAAAGGGAGCUUCUGAGAUCACUUUUAGACAUCACCCCCUUCACAAACUCAGGCUGUGAAGGAGGUGAUGUCUAAGUUGAGAGUGUGGACCACUGAGUUGAGAGUGUGGACCACUGGUUGUGUCUAGUGCGUGUCUUGUCAAAGCACAUAAUCAUCAACGUCCUGUUGUUAAAUAGUUGGCUCAGUACACAGUGCUUUAAAUAGGGGAAAACACAUAGAGUUAGCAUUACCACCAUGGUAUAGAAGUCCUGACGUCUUUGUCGUUGUACUUGCAUGACAGUUUCUUCAUGAAGCGGGUGAUCUUGUUGUUGUGUGAGUUGAAAAGCGUUGAUAUUGCAACAGCGCUCCUCAGCACUGCUUCCUUCACAACCGAAGACAUAUGUUCUGAGCAAUUCAGUUCAGGCUUCGUAUUGAACUCUAUCACCUCAGCAAGCUCGAAGAUCCGAGACGUCCAAGAAAAUGAUUGUGUGCUUGAUGAAGUUAUCACCCCAUCACCCUUGUGCACGAUCUCAUAUUGCAUCCUGAAAUCAUCAGUGAGCACUGUUGAAAAUAGGGCGAUCAUAACAGGUAGGCAUGCUUUGAGUGUGAUUUGGUACUCUUCUGCAUCGGUGGAGCACACCCCUGCACUUUUUCAACACUGUCCCCUCUAUCAGGCAUGUGGUAGGGACCUCUGAACUCCACCUGAGGUUUGUGAAAGACCAGGAGAGCCGCAACAGGGCAGGAAGUUUCUGAUUUCCCCGUUUGAUAUUGUGUGUGGGUUACCAUUGUGUUAAUCAAGGCGCAAUUCGAACCUGAACACACGUGCCUGCUGCAAUGUGUUCUGCACACAUACCCCUGAAUGUGGUCACGGAAGGAGCAUUCGUUCUCUACACAGUAGCUAACCCAUUGUGGAUCAUAUAUUAACUCAAUGUGGGAAUGAUUUAUCUCUGCUCUGCCAGUACAAUUCCUUAGCGAAUGUCAUUUCUCUUUCCUUUACAGCUAUUUUGAUCCUUUCACUGUCUUACAUAUAAUCUACUUCCUGUUGUGUAGCUAUGUAAAUGUUAUCAAACACCUAUGAGCAGAGUGAUUAUGAGUAAUGAGACAUUUACAAUCUAGGAUAACCCCUUACACCUCUCCACAUCUUUUAUCUCCCCAGGCCAGCAGAGGACAGAGUGCAGAUCUCAUUCUGGUUGAUGAAGUGGGUUUUGUGAAUUCUAAGGUUCUACUGGCAGUGCUACCAAACAUCGUAUUCAGGGGAAGAAAGCAAGUUCACAUUACAAGUCAUGUCAACAACACACCUUGGCUUAACAAGGUUGCAGAUAUCCUCAGGGAAGAUGGCGAGCCUGCCUACCACGUAGUGUCACAGAGCUUCAAGUGUAGGUAUCACGAGAGGGAAUCAGGGCCAACGUGCUUCUGUCUUGGAGUAUACUGUCCUCAACACAUAUCCGUAGACAACCAUUUGAAGGAGCUGAUGAACAUGGUAACCCCAAAGGGAUUCGAGAGUGAAGUAACGGGGAGCAGUAGCACUUCCUCAAUGGACACCAAGAAUGAAAACACAACUCCAUUUCAGCCCUCUGUCAUAAACAAGUUCCUGUCGAAUAACAGUGUCACUUUGGAAUACAUAACUCGGGCUUCUGUGGUACGAGCGUACCUUUGUCUCGACCCAACUUUCGGAGGAGGAUCCAGGUCCUGUGCCGGUGUGUGCUGUGCUGUCGAGUUGGCAGGUGGAAAUUUGGUCAGCACUUUGAAUCAGAGAGGUUCAUCAUCCACCCAGUUACUGCUAGUGAGAUGAUGGUAUGAAGACUUUGUCUAUCCCGUACGCUCUCCUUGAUUAUAGCCAUGUACUUUAGGGGUCCGCUGCGAAUAGUGUCUGCUGAGGCGAACACUGCAAGAGUCAUGGCAUCGUAUCCUUUCCAGUUGCAGCUGGAGAUGCAGUCAUGUACAAAGUGCUGGGGGACCUGGUUGCCUAUAGCAAGAGUUAUAACCCUAGACAACUCAAAAGGAACAUGGAGCGAAUGCGGUUGCUCAUCCUUACCAAAUCGUCCUUUUCCUGUACACCGAUAUGAGGCUGUCGAUCAUGAGUAUCCUAGCAGGCGAGAACGAGACGAGCUGACUGUAUAGGGUUUUAAGCUGGCCAUUAUCCAUGUUAGAGUAGAAUAGAACAUUACGGUGGAAAGAUGUGAAGACUAUCAUGAACUCAUAUUGUGAUAUGAGGUACUGUCAUGGAGUCUUCAGUAAUUUAUCAACCUCCUCUCUAGCAUCAAGACAGCCUACACACAACAUGAUCACUAAUCCCUUUGCAGCUUUGUGUAAUCCACCGGAAUGCUAACAUUGCAUUUAUACUUAGUGGCUACAUGUGUUUAUAUUUAACCCUGUCUACCUGUAUACAUAUCCGUUUGUCUGUGUGCUUUCUUACAGGUAAUGGCACUGGAGGAAUUGGAGAAUCGAGAUCUAGAUCAAGUUACCAGAGUGUAUGCUGCUCUGUUAAGUGCUCACGUUAGACUACUGAAAUGUCUGUUGCCCAGAGUGAUGUGGAAAGAAGUCCCCAUGGUGAUGAUAUUUGAACAGAAUACAUAUUUCAAUGCACUGAUAGAUGUGUAAAAACGAAUAGAGCACUCCCUGUUACGCUCUGGGUUUAAGGUCCUGUUCUAUAGCAAGUUUUCACAUAUCAACAACAAGUACAUGUUAGGGAAGCACGUGGGUGCCAAUACCAAACUUGCUAUGGUUCUAAGUACCGUUUCUGCAAUCGACAGACAAACGCUACAUUACUGUGACACGAUAAUGUCCCUGGGAUGGGCAGUGUUGUCCGAGGCCACCAAGAAAACUUGA
Coregonus sp. 'balchen' is the source of this 9592-nucleotide messenger RNA. Lineage: Eukaryota; Metazoa; Chordata; Actinopteri; Salmoniformes; Salmonidae. The record is from the annotation of a GenBank genome assembly.